CACUGCUGCUGCUGGUGAUCUUGAGCUUCCUGGUGCUCCGCAGGGUGAACUGGCCCAGGCUGACCCCCUUGUGGCUGAGGCAUCGGCGCUUGGGGCUGCAGGCCAAAGGGCAGAACUUCAUGCUGGAGGACUCGGCCUUCUGGAUCUUCGGGGGCUCUGUGCACUACUUCCGGGUGCCCCGGGAGUACUGGAGGGACCGGCUGCUGAAGAUGAAGGCCUGCGGCCUGAACACCCUGACCACCUACGUUCCGUGGAACCUGCACGAGCCGGAAAGAGGCAGCUUCGACUUCUCUGGGAACCUGGACCUGGAGGCCUUCGUCCUGUUGGCCGCGGAGGUGGGGCUGUGGGUGAUCCUGCGUCCGGGCCCCUACAUCUGCAGUGAGAUGGACCUCGGGGGCCUGCCCAGCUGGUUACUCCAAGACCCCGACAUGAGGCUGAGAACAACGUACAAGGGCUUCACCGAAGCAGUGGACCUUUAUUUUGACCACCUGAUGGCCAGGGUGGUACCACUCCAGUACAAGCACGGAGGACCCAUCAUUGCUGUGCAGGUGGAGAAUGAGUAUGGUUCCUACAACAAAGACCCUGCCUACAUGCCUUACGUCAAGAAGGCCUUGGAGGACCGGGGAAUCGUGGAGCUGCUCUUGACCUCAGACAACAAGGACGGCCUGAGCAAGGGGAUUGUGGACGGAGCGCUGGCCACCAUCAACUUACAGUCACAAAACGAGCUGCAGUUUUUAACCACCUUUCUGCUGAGUGUCCAGGGCGUCCAGCCCAGGAUGGUGAUGGAGUGCUGGACGGGCUGGUUUGACUCGUGGGGCGGCCCCCACAGCAUCCUGGAUUCCUCAGAGGUUCUGGAAACCGUGUCCGCCGUCGUCGACUCCGGCUCAUCCAUCAACCUGUACGUGUUCCACGGUGGCACCAACUUCGGCUUCAUCAGUGGAGCCGUGCACCUCCAGGACUACAAGUCCGAUGUCACCAGCUACGACUAUGACGCGGUGCUGACGGAGGCCGGGGAUUACACGGCCAAGUACACGGGGCUCCGGGAGUUCUUCGGCUCCGUCUCAGGGGCCCCUCUUCCUGCCCCACCUGACCUUCUUCCCAAGACGGCGUAUGAGCCAGUGAUGCCAGCUUUGUACCUGUCCCUGUGGGACGCCCUGCCCUACCUGGAGGAGCCGGUCACCUCGGAGAAGCCGCUCAACAUGGAGAACCUCCCGAUAAACGGGGGGAACGGGCAGUCUUUUGGGUACACGCUGUACGAGACCACCAUCACCUCUUCUGGCAUCCUCAGUGCCUGUGUGCGGGACCGGGGACAGGUGUUUGUGAACACGGUCUCCAUAGGGUUCCUGGACUAUAAGAGGAAGAAGAUUGUCAUCCCCUUGGUCCAGGGGUUCACGGUGCUGAGGAUCUUGGUGGAGAAUUGCGGGCGAGUCAACUACGGGACUAAUAUCGACGACCAGCGCAAAGGUUUAAUCGGAAAUAUCUAUCUGAAUGAUUCUCCCCUGAAAAAGUUCAAAAUCUACAGCCUGGAUAUGAAGAAGAGCUUCUUUCAGAGGUUCCACGCAGACCAGUGGAACCCUCUCCCUGACGUGCCCGUGUUCCCUGCUUUCUUCCUGGGGCCGCUGUUGGUCUCCCUCUCCCCCUGUGACACCUUUGUGAAGCUGGAGGGCUGGGAGAAGGGGGUUGUAUUCAUCAACGGCCAAAACCUUGGGCGCUACUGGAACAUCGGGCCCCAGGAGACCCUCUACCUCCCAGGUGCCUGGUUGGACCAAGGCCUCAACCAGGUCAUUGUCUUCGAGGAGAAGAUGGCGGGUCCGGUGGUACAGUUCACGGAAACGCCCUACCUGGGCCGGCACCAGUACAUGAACUGAGCGGCCCCCAGGCCUCCCGGCGGGGCGGCAGCAGGCCCUCCCUACUGACCGCGGGCCGGCCUGCUGCUGCCCCCUCUGUCCCUCCCCUCGGGAGCCAGGCCUUGGCCCUGCCCACGGCUGCAGUUCAGACCCUCCCCUGCAG
This is a messenger RNA of Balaenoptera acutorostrata (minke whale), 2010 nucleotides long. It is a transcript of the gene GLB1L2, whose product is annotated as galactosidase beta 1 like 2. The record is from RefSeq and is a predicted model, not a curated record. Gene Ontology annotation, biological process: carbohydrate metabolic process. Bases 120 to 1868 code for a protein of 582 amino acids. Lineage: Eukaryota; Metazoa; Chordata; Mammalia; Artiodactyla; Balaenopteridae. The transcript has 19 exons. Gene Ontology annotation, cellular component: vacuole. Gene Ontology annotation, molecular function: beta-galactosidase activity.